This is a messenger RNA of Cercospora beticola, 1412 nucleotides long. Its product is annotated as basic helix-loop-helix domain-containing protein. The record is from RefSeq and is a predicted model, not a curated record. Lineage: Eukaryota; Fungi; Ascomycota; Dothideomycetes; Mycosphaerellales; Mycosphaerellaceae. Gene Ontology annotation, molecular function: protein dimerization activity.
CCCUUGGCAGCGAAAUAGACCUCUCGUGGUCUACCGCUGUCGCCCGAAGAAGCCUUAGCAGGGAAGGGUCCUCGUCGUCCAAACUCAAGCAGUAUGUAUUGCCUUUGGCCCUCGAGGUAUUACUACCUUCCUCCGAUCUUCUCGAAGUCGCUUACUGUACCUUGUGAGCUCGUUGAGCCGCACUUCAACCUUUUCAAACACACCGACCCUUGUAUCGCUGAAACCCAAUUCUGAGAAUUCUGCUUCAUGACCGCCAUUCUCCCCACGACUCUGCCAUCAAUGUUGGCGUUCGGGCGAAUCGAACAGAUGUCUGAAGGCGCGAACGAAGUAUGGCGACGCCAUUACGCACACGAUCAAAUGAGUCUCAAUCACUGGCAUCAGAACAGCGGGCUGCCAGUCGGUAGUGUGCACGACCCAGACUUCAGGAUGUUCCACGCUGAAUCGCGCGACUAUGACGACCAUCACAUCAGUCAUGAAGGCGGCCCUUUGAUCUCGCCACCGAUGGGUUACGUACCAGAGACCAGCUGGGGGUCAGAUAUGGAGAUGGGAACACCUUCGACUGCUGGAUUUCCCACGAGUGAGCCGCUUGACAAUUAUCAUCCUGUGCGACACGGCACCGUACACCACCCGCUCAACUUACCACCUCGACAAGACAGGACACAUUCUUCCGCUCAGAGUCCCCGAAGCUCUUACGGAGAGCCCGUCGUGAUCAAAGAAGAGCGACCGAGCUUAAUUCGAUCAAUCACAGCGCUUGCAGCCUCGGACCUCAAGACCAGAAGAUUGACCAACGCUUCUGGCACACCCUCCAUCAAACGCUCGGGCAGCGAAGACGAGGACGAAGAAUACGUACCUACCGAAGAGGCUAAACCUCGGGGCAGAAAACGCCAACGCAUCCCUCACACUGCUGUCGAGCGACGAUAUCGAGAAAAUUUGAAUGCACAUCUUGAUAAACUUCGCCAAACUGUGCCAGCUCUGGCGUCAAAGCGUGCUGGUGGAGUUGGCAAGCCUGGCGACGGCAUUGGAGAAGGUGUCAAACCGAGCAAAUGUGAGAUUCUGAAUGGUGCUAUCGAACAUAUUGGUGCACUGGGCAAGGAAAACACAGCAUUGAAGACGGAGGUCAAGGCUCUGCGAUCGAGGCUUGAAGAUUUGGAGCGUUGGUGCAAUUCUGGAAGUUUUGCAAAGUGAACGCGAUAACCUACGUGAGAUGACUUUUAUGCUAUGGAAUGCAAUGUAUCAAGAUCUGUUCGACUGUUCGUGAAUGUACGGCAGAGGCAGCAACGAAGGGAAAUCUUGGGAAGGUGAUACGUUCUAUGAAUGGCACGAGGGAGGCGUUUCGAUUGGAGUAUAGGACGGGUCAUUGCAAGGGCACGAACUUCGAUGUUUUAUGGAUCAAGAUACCCUGAACACAAUGC